CCUCUCACACUGAACCCUUAAAAGAUCAAAAUCCCUAAAGAUCGACCAAAAAUUUUCCAUUUUCUUCAAAAGCCCUAACCCUAGUUUCACUUUUCGUUGUGAGUCUCCACUCUCCACAAUGUCAACCACAGUCCCCAAAAAAAUUACCCUCCGAACCGCCGACAAUCACGAGUUCGAAGUCGAUGAAGCAGUAGCCAUGGAACUCGGCACCGUCAAGACCUUCUUCGACGAAAACCCCGACGCCACCGACGAGCCCAUCCCUCUCCCCAACGUCUCCUCCAAGUGUCUCUCUACAAUCAUCGAGUACUGCAAAUUCCACCUCUCUCUCCGUGCCCGCGGCAACGAUUCUUCGUCGGCGGAGGAAGAAGGCAAGGUUUACGAUGAAGAGUUGAUCAAGGCCCAUGACAAUGAGUCUUUGGUCGAGUUGAUCUUGGCCGUUAAUUAUCUCAACAUCAAAGAUAUGCUUGAUACGUUGAACCAAGGUGUUGCUGAUAGGAUUAAGAACAAGAGCGUGGAGUAUGUUAGGAGGUUUUUUGGGAUCGAAAACGAUUAUACACCUGAGGAAGAAGCUGAGAUUAGAGCACAAUAUGAAUGGGCUUUUGAAGGUGUUGAUCCUGAUGAUGAUUGAUCGCUUGAUUUCUAUGACCGGGUUAGGGUUUUACAAGUUUCUUUUAUGAUAUAAACAGUUGUUUUCUAUGAUCACUUGAUUUCUAGAUUUAAGGACAUAAUUAUGUUAAAUAAUUGAAUUGGGGCUUAUCAAAUUUUGUUUUAUAUAUCUCUGCUCUAAUUGUGAUUGAAAA
This is a messenger RNA of Gossypium raimondii (Peruvian cotton), 800 nucleotides long. Its product is annotated as SKP1-like protein 14. Gene Ontology annotation, cellular component: nucleus; cytoplasm. The transcript has a single exon. The record is from RefSeq and is a predicted model, not a curated record. Gene Ontology annotation, molecular function: cullin family protein binding. Lineage: Eukaryota; Viridiplantae; Streptophyta; Magnoliopsida; Malvales; Malvaceae. Gene Ontology annotation, biological process: SCF-dependent proteasomal ubiquitin-dependent protein catabolic process. Bases 119 to 628 code for a protein of 169 amino acids.